UUUUUUUUUUUUAAUACUAUUAAUGGUAUUUUACCUAUCUGAAUUCAAAACCACCUUGUACGAUGCUAAAAUAACACACAAUUUUGAUCAUUUUAUAUUAACUUGGAAAGCAAGCAAACACCAAGUGGAUUGAUUGGUUUUAUAAUUCUCUAAAAAGUAGAUUUUAUAUAAAACGAGGGUGCACAAAUUUUCUUUUUUUGGUUAUUUUGUACAAUAUGCAGCAAGAUAACCCAACCAUGUUCGAAAAGAUACCUUGAACUCAAACUGUUCGCACCCUCAAAAAUAAAUUCUUCCAACCUUUUAGCCUUUGGCAGAAAAACUACCUGUGCUGUUUGCAUUGUUGUUGUGUGUCUUUUCGCCAACUCCAGACAUUCCUUCAAUAGAUUUAUUUAAUUUAAUAAUUCCACGCUUCCUUCUCUCUCCUAACCGUUUUAAUACCUAACCAUAACCCAUUUGUACUAUACUUAAUAAUAAUGUCUGAUACAACCGGAAGUGGCCCGGCCUCAGGCCUGCUGAAAGCGGCAAUUAAUAGCGUUAUCCGAAAGAAACUUCAAGGAUAUGUCGGUUUUGCUAACCUUCCCAACCAGGUACAUAGGAAAUCUGUGAAGAAAGGAUUUCACUUUACGGUGAUGAUAGUUGGCGAAUCUGGUCUAGGUAAAUCAACCCUCGUCAAUACUUUAUUCGGUACCACUCUCUAUCCAAACAAAGGUGAAGCUGAACCAUCAGAUGAGACACCAAAGACUGUGGAAAUCCAAUCUCUCAGUGCAGACAUUGAAGAAAAUGGCGUUAAACUAAGGCUUACGGUUGUUGAUACUCCUGGUUUUGGUGAUUUUGUUAACAACGAGGAAAGCUGGAAACCAAUUCUCGAAAAUAUCGAAACUCGCUUUGAUGCAUAUCUUGAGCAAGAAAAUCGCGUAAAUCGUCGUAAGAUGGUUGAUAAUCGCGUUCAUGCUUGCAUUUACUUCAUUGCUCCUACUGGCCAUUCACUUAAGCCCUUAGAUGUUGAAUUUAUGCGACGACUUCAUACCAAAGUCAACCUCAUUCCUGUAAUUGCCAAAUCAGAUACAUUGACCGAAGAUGAAAUUAAACAAUUCAAACAACGUAUUCUAGAUGAUAUUGCUUAUCACAAAAUUCAAAUAUAUCAAGCUCCACAGUAUGAAUAUGAUGAUGAAGAAACGGUAGCAGAGAACAGGGAAAUAAUAAGCAAAAUUCCAUUUGCAAUUGUUGGGAGCGACAAAGAAGUUGAACUUCCUGAUGGACGUCGCGUUCGUGGUCGUAAAUACCCAUGGGGUGUAAUUGAAGUAGAUAAUGAAGAGCAUAACGAUUUUGUCAAACUUCGACAAAUGCUUAUUCGAACUCAUAUGGAAGAGCUCAAAGAACACACCAACGAUGUGCUAUACGAGAACUAUCGUUCCGAGAAGCUUGAAACUAUGGGGGUACAGCAAGACCAAACUGUUUUCAAGGAAGUAAACCCACUCGCCAAGAUGGAGGAAGAACGUCAGCUCCAUGAAGCCAAAUUACAAAAAAUGGAGUCUGAAAUGAAACAGGUAUUCCAACAGAAAGUCCAGGAGAAGGAGGCUAAAUUGAAACAAUCUGAAGAAGAGUUAUACGCUCGCCAUAAAGAAAUGAAGGAUGCUCUGGAGAAACAGCGAUUAGAAUUAGAAGAAAAGAAAAGACGAUUGGAGUCGGGUAGACCAAUUACUCCUGAAAAAGCAAAGAAGAAAGGUUUUUCGUUUAACAAAGCUUGAAGUUAUUAGAGGUUCUUCAGUUCUCUUUUUUUUUUUUAUAGAAUCAUUUGUUUUAGUGUGGGUUUAAUUUUUAAUAUAAAAUGGGUGGUUUGAUUCUUUUUGAAGGCAACGAAAAAAAAAAAUUUUACUUCACUACACUUUAUCCAUU
Molecule: messenger RNA, 1896 nt
Organism: Rhizophagus irregularis DAOM 181602=DAOM 197198
Lineage: Eukaryota; Fungi; Glomeromycota; Glomeromycetes; Glomerales; Glomeraceae
Biological process (GO): intracellular protein localization; cytoskeleton-dependent cytokinesis
Cellular component (GO): cytosol; septin ring; cell division site
Molecular function (GO): GTP binding; molecular adaptor activity; GTPase activity
Source: RefSeq, a predicted model, not a curated record